AUUGGUGGCUAUAUAGACAAGUCGGAUCCCUGGUCCUCCAACUCAUACCUGAAUCUAUUAGCAAGUUAUUCGAGAGUGUCAAACAGCACGGAUUGCUGGAUUUGUGGGACCAUAUCAUUCAGCGAGGAGAGCAGUUACCCAUAUGUUGGUGUUCCAUGGACAUUGGAGGAGUUAAAACAAUAUAAUAAUACAGGAUUCGGCUGGUACCGAGAAGAAGGAAAGCCACAAUCAUUGGACAGAUUGCAUAUUAUAAACCGCCCCCAGGAAGGUGCUAUUUGUAUCAGUUCACAUAACAAUGGAGCCAAUGCCACUAAAAUGGGAUAUUCUAACUGUACAUCUGCCUGGGUAAAGGGCUAUGGUAAUGAACAACAUUGGGCAAUGACUGUCAAAGACUCCAGCCCAAUGGUGAGAGUAAUAAGUAUGACCUCUCAUGGUGCAAUAAAAAGACUGAGCUUUCCCUUUAUUUCUAUACUCCUGGACACUUGUUUUAGUGGGGCCCCAGAUAAUAGUUACAGUGUCCUUCCCAGAGGUGUGUAUUUUCUGUGUGGUAAUUGGGCCUAUAGAUGGUUACCUACUCAAUGGGAAGGAGAAUGUUACAUUGGAUCAAUCAUCCCCGCCAUAA
Molecule: messenger RNA, 622 nt
Organism: Pelobates cultripes (western spadefoot toad)
Lineage: Eukaryota; Metazoa; Chordata; Amphibia; Anura; Pelobatidae
Source: the annotation of a GenBank genome assembly